AUGUUUGAGAUGCAGACGGCAAGCAUACGCAAGGAGCUCGCCGAGCACGAUUUUGUGUUCAUCAACGGCAACAUACCAAUGUCUCGGUAUCCAGGGGACGACGAUGCAACGGCUUGCGAAGUCGCCGACCAUCUCAAGUACGGCUACCUGGGAGAGCUCACAGAGGUGAGCCAGUACCAAGACCUGCUCGGCGGACUCAUUGGCGUGGUGCAAAGCCAGGGGCCAUUCGACGGCAUCAUGGGAUUUUCCGAAGGAGGCAUCGUCGCCACCACCCUUCUUCUCGAGGACGCCCGACGACCAUAUGCCAGUUUCAAGUGCGGCAUUCUCUUCAGCGCAGCACCUCCGCUGGACCCAGACGAGCUCCGGCAGGGCCACAUUCGAAGCUUGGAUCCGGAAAAGGACGGAACCGCACUCCAUAUCCCCACAGCUCACGUCUACUCGCACGAGAUUGGGACGACUGCCCAGCACGUCCAGUCGCCCCUGAGCGGACUCUGGGCCGAAUGCGGAUGGAUACUUCCGGAACAUGUGCAUGGCUCCCUGGCGCGGCUUUGCGACAAUGCCGAGGUGUUUGUGCAUGAUCGUGGGCAUCAAGUGCCAGGGCCAAGGGAUUACCAAGAGCUGAGAGGAGCUCUUCGAGCCAUUAAUCGCACCAUUGAGAGGGCCAGUGACUGA
Fusarium falciforme is the source of this 672-nucleotide messenger RNA. Its product is annotated as FSH1 domain-containing protein. NCBI's taxonomy places the organism in Eukaryota, Fungi, Ascomycota, Sordariomycetes, Hypocreales, Nectriaceae. The transcript has 3 exons. Gene Ontology annotation, cellular component: cytoplasm; nucleus. The record is from RefSeq and is a predicted model, not a curated record. Bases 1 to 672 code for a protein of 223 amino acids.